AUUCGUGUCAUGGCCGGAGUGCACCCCCUCACUUGAGGCCGGAAUCGAUUCCGGCCACGAACUAUAUACACGGCGCCGAGUGGCGGGAGGGCAACGAAACAAACUUGCACUUCAACCCAUUCAGCACCUUUGCACUGAGAAGCAACUGAGCAGCUCGAUUGGAAAUUAUUUGGCAAAUUUUUUUUGCGAAUUUUCCGCAUCCUUUUACAUACCCAUCUCACUUACACGCACCUUAUCGAAGCUCGUCUGAGUCGACUUACACCAACCCAAAUCUCAUCUGUCCCCUUGCCCAGACAUCAGUCGCACUUACACACACACAACCACACCAUCAUCACUCCAUAACCCACAUACAACCAACCCAUCCCAGACAACCCACACACCUUUACAACCCCCUAUCCCCACGUUUUCCAUUCAACCUUAUCCAUCACAAUGGGCUCAAUCGACUCCACCCCCUUCCCCGUCCUCGACGACCCCCGCGCGUCAGACACCUCCCUCCCGGCCUUCAUGGUCUCCACCACCCGCGGCUUCCUCCCCCGCGCCGACCCCGUCGCCGUCCUCCCUGCCGAGUUCGCGCCCCUAGAGGACAUUCUGGGGCGCAUGCCCGUCAAGAAGCUCGACGGCACCCCCGGCCUCCUGGCCUCCUCCAAGCUCGGCGAGACCGUCGACGCAGAAUUCCCGGACCUGACGGACGCCAUUGACAAGUACAAGGACAACCUGCCGCUCAUGAACGCCCUGUACCGCGACUACUCGUUCCUCGCGUCCGCGUACCUGCUCGAGCCCUGCCACGAGCGCUUCGUCCGUGGCGAAGGGUACGGGCUUGCGAGGGACGUGCUGCCGAGGAACAUUUCGAUGCCCAUUGCCCGCUGCGCUGAUCUCACCGGCUUCAAGCCAUGGAUGGAAUACGCAGGCUCCUACGCCCUCUACAACUACCGCCUCGAGGACCCCUCCAAGGGCAUGGAAUACUCCAACAUCCGCCUCAUCCGCGCCUUCGAGCAAGGCCUGGACCCGACCUCCUCCGAAGCAGGCUUCGUCCUCGUCCACAUCGACAUGGUCAAGAACACGGGGCCCCUCGUCAAAGGCACAAUGGCCGCCCUCCGCUCCUCCGUCCCCGCCACCACCACCUCACCCGUCCCCGUGCUGGACCGCGCAGCCCUCAACCGGGGCCUGUCCGAGGUCCUCGCCACCCUGCGCAAGAUCAACAACACAAUGGAGACCAUGUGGGACAAGUCCCGCCCGCAGAGCUACACCAGCUUCCGCACCUUUAUCUUCGGCAUCACCAGCCAGAGCAUGUUCCCCAACGGCGUCGUCUACGAGGGCGUAAACGACGACAAGCCAAUGUCCUUCCGCGGCGAGUCGGGCGCAAAUGACUCCAUCGUGCCCCUGAUGGACAACCUCCUCCAGGUGCCCAUGCCCGACACCCCGCUCACCGAGAUCCUCAAGGAUUUCAGGUCCUACCGCCCCAGCAACCAUCGCCAGUUCCUCAUGCACGUCAAGGACCGCUCCCUCGAAGUCGGCCUCAAGGACGCCGCGCUCUCGACAAAACUCUCCGCCGACAGCCUCGGUGCCGAGGAGAAGGAGGCGGUUAAGGAGUCUCGCCGGUUGUGGCUGCUAAUCCUGCACCAGGUGCGUGAUUUCCGCUGGCGGCACUGGUGUUUUGCGAGAGAGUACAUCCUCAAGCGCACGUCGCACCCGACGGCGACGGGCGGGAGCCCGAUUGUCACGUGGUUGCCGAACCAGCUCGAGGCGAUUUUGAUCGAGAUGGAGGAUUUGUAUGGGGCUGUGGCUGGUGCUGGCGGGGAGUGGGAUUUGGGCGAGGAGAUGAGGGAUGUGAUGGAUCUUGUUGCUAGGCAGAAGAUGACGCUGAGGAAGGAGGUUGCCAAGUAUUGUGCUGAGAGGGGGGUCAACACCGUUCUGCAGGGGAGUUCUUGAUGGG
Colletotrichum phormii is the source of this 1933-nucleotide messenger RNA. Its product is annotated as indoleamine 2,3-dioxygenase. NCBI's taxonomy places the organism in Eukaryota, Fungi, Ascomycota, Sordariomycetes, Glomerellales, Glomerellaceae. Bases 430 to 1929 code for a protein of 499 amino acids. Gene Ontology annotation, molecular function: metal ion binding; heme binding. The transcript has 2 exons. The record is from RefSeq and is a predicted model, not a curated record.